Messenger RNA from Drosophila hydei, 4967 nucleotides. RefSeq names its product polyglutamine-repeat protein pqn-41-like. The record is from RefSeq and is a predicted model, not a curated record. The transcript has a single exon. Lineage: Eukaryota; Metazoa; Arthropoda; Insecta; Diptera; Drosophilidae. The coding region runs from base 234 to 4388 and encodes 1384 amino acids.
CACAGAAACAGUUACAGUCACAGUUACAAUCACAGUCACAGUCACAGUCACAGUCACAGUCACAGUCCCAGUCAGCAGCUGGAGCAGCUAUAGAAACAACAGCAAAUAGUCAUAGCGUUAGCAGUAGAAAAACGAUUAAUAAUAGCCUUAGCAGUAGCCAGAAGUUAGCAAAGACCAAAGACACGACUCAAGCGAACGAUAGGAAAGAGGCAGCUGCUGUGCAGUCCGGGAACAUGAAGCGCUUGAGUGUGCCGCCCAAGGAGGAUUCGGGCACGGAGAGCGGCGAGGAUUUGCGGCUGUUGGCGGCGGGCUUGCGCGAUACGCUGCAGCAGCGCAGCAGCAGCAGCGACGCGAAUCGCGGCCUGCUCGAUGAGGUCACCGAUGCGCUCAGCCGGCUCGAGUGUAGCCUGAAGCUGGGCCAGGAGCUGGCCGUCGAUGGCAGCCAGCGGCAGGCGCUGCUGGCGCUCAUCGCGCGCCUGCAGAGCGGUCUCAGUGCACCCGAAAAGCUGGCCAACGAUGCGAGCCACGCUGCCGCGGAGCACACUGACUCGGCGGGCCACGCGGACGCCGAGCAGCAGUCGGGGGGCAGGCAGCGCUUCGCCAAGCGACGCCAACGCAACAAUCGCCACACGGUGGGCGUCAGUCGCGAGGAGCUGGCCGACGCACGGCGCUACAUGGAGGACAUGUUGCUGCUGGAACAGCAGCGACAGCUGCCCCUCAGUCAGCAGCUGCCGCUGGAACGCAACGCCAGCUCGAGCGCCAUAGUCGGCGCGCCCAGCACUCAGCUCUACAGACCCAAUCAGUUUGUGCCCAAGGCGCAGCUCAGGCCGGGCACUGCCAAUCGACGUCCGCUCUCGGGCGAUUAUGCUGUUAGCUUUGCCAGCUAUGCAGCUGCAGAAACAGCUCAGCCGCGCUUCAAUGCCAACAACAGCAGCGGCAGCGGCAACGGCAACGGCAGCGGCAACGGCAGCAGCAAGAAGCAGCUGAUGAAACGCGCCAAUACCAUCGACAUACCCAAGCUGAAGAUGAACUAUGAUGGCGAUAGCGACUCGGAGCUGGAGCAGCAGCAGCUGCAGCAGCAGCAGCAGCAACACCAGCCGGGCCUGAAACGUGCCGUGCAGGUGAGCGUGAAGCGACGUGUGCAGCAUGUGGUGCCGCCGUUUGAGCCCAAAACCGAGAACGAUCACAAAUUCCUCGCCUUCAUCAAUAAGCAGAGCCACCAGGGCGGCCUGGGCUGGGCGGGCGCACGGUCCGUGUCCAACUGGACGCACAAGUUUGGCAACAUCAAGCACACGUUCGAGACGGGCGCAGCGGCAACGGCAACCAAAGGCAAGCCGCCGCAGCCGCCCAAUCAUCAUCAUCAGUUGCAGCAGCAGCAACAGCAGCAGCAGCAGCAGCAGCAGCAACAAUUGCUGCUGGAACGUCAGCGUCGUCAAGAGCUGGAACGUCAGCUGCGCCUCGAGCAGGAGGCGCGCUACGAGCGUGAACAGCGCGCGCGGCUGGAGCGUGAGUACUAUGAGCAGCAGCAGCAGCGGCAGCAGCUCGAGCGACAGCAGCAACUCGAGCGGCAGCGACUGCAGCAGGAGCAGCUGGAGCGACAGCGGCGGCAGGAAAUGGAGCUGCGCAUGCAGCAGCAAAGGGAGCGUGAACGUGACCGAGAACGUGAGCAACAGCAGGCAGCAGCAGCAGCAGCAGCAGCAGCUCAAGCAGCAACAGUUGCUGCGGACACUCCCCUUAAUCAGUUCAUACACGCGCCGCAAUCUGUGUUUCGACCCAUUGAUCUAGGUCAGCCGCCAGCUGGCAAUAUCUACAAGCCCAUAGCGCAGAAGCCGAGCAGCUGGCAGCCGACAGCAACAGUUGCUGCUAGCAAGGCAGCACAGCAGCCGCAGCUGCAGCAGCAACACCUGCAGCCACGUCCUAGCUACAGCAAUACGCCCUCGCCCGCCUCCACCUCGCCCAUUGGACUGCCCUGGCUGGCCAAGCCGCGUGUGGAUAACAGCGACUUCAAGCGCAAGGCGCACCACUUUGAGGAGCGUUCGCUGCGCGAUCAACUCGAACAGCAGCAGCAGCAACCACCGAGCGUUUUCGUGCAGCGUCACAAUUCGCUGCGUUCGAAGGCGCCGCCAGCAACGCUUAGUGAAUUCAAGAAGCGACCCUCGCUGCCCAAUGCCAUGCAGCCAGAGCUGGAGCUGUAUGCGAACAGAAAUCAUGCAGCAGUUGCUGCUGCUGCUACAGCUGCACCGCCGCCUCCGACGAAUAUCUCCUUUACCUAUGCGGACUAUGCGCCCGUGCGUCGGACUGCCACAAAUCUGGCCAAUUAUCGCAGUCAGCCGUGCUUGAGCAGCGCCAUUGAGCCGCUGACGAAUCCGCUGGCUGCACCACUUGUGCUGACCAAUGCGAAUCCCACCUAUUUGCCCACGCGCUUCGAUUAUGCCAGCCCAGUGGAUAGCCCCACCAGCUGCCUGACCGCGCCCGCCAUGACCGACAACACGGACGAUGAUCUCGACUUGGAUUCGGAUCAUAAUAUGCAUGAGUAUCGUGCCGAGAUCAAGGUGAUGCGUAAGCCACGCAGCCAAACGGCUGUCACAGUGGCCGGACGUCGCACCACCCACGUCAGCGACGACGAGGUCUAUGGCCGGAAUUCGCGCGCAGCCAAAUCUUUGCUGCACACAAUGAAGCAGCUGGGCGGUGGGCCGGGUCAAGCUCCGAAUCAGAGUUACGUUAAGCCAACCAACACACGCGCACCGCUGCCGAUGCAACCACUGAGCGCGCCCAGCUCACCCAGCAAGCCGUCGGGCUGCCUGUCGCCCGAUGGACGCAUGUACCAAGCACCGCUGGUGGAACCACUUUUUCCGCAGCUCAACAGCUACGAGUCGAAUCGUCAGCCGCAAUAUGCCAAGGCAGCACCACCUCCACAGCAGUCCAGCUACAUGGGCGAGACACAGACGAGCUAUGUGGUUACCUAUCCGCUGGAGGACUCAGCGGAUGAGCAGGAGUCAAGCGUUAGCUUAAGACGUUCCAGGCGCACCUCCGAGCACUCAACGGCCAGCAGCAAUUUAUCGCUAACCUCGCCACAUACCAGCUGGACAGCAAAUCCUAUGCAUGCACCACCAAAUGCACCACCGCCCGUUGAUCGCAGCACCAAGCCACAGCUGGCACCAAAGCCGCAGCCGCAGCCGCAGCCGCAGCCACAACCACCGACACCGACGCAGCCACAGGCACAGCCCCAGGCACGUCCGCGCCUGAGCGUGCGCAGUCACACGAUCAGCGAGUCGAGCUAUCAGAGCAGCAAUGUACAGCAGCAACAGUUGCUGCGGGAACAGCAACAGCAACAGCUGCAGCAGCAGCAGCAACAACAAUUGCUCGAGCUGCGACGCAAGAGCAUGGGCAAUGUGCUUGAAUACAAGUCCUCGGCGCCCGCUGAUACGCCGGAUAUCGUGAAGUCGUCGCUGCCCAAGGAGAAUGCACCACUCUUGAAGAAAUUCGGGCCACCACAGCGACAUCAUUAUGUGCCCAAUGCAUACCAGAGCCCGCAGCUGAACAAGCGCAUGAGCAGCAGCACCAGCCACAUCAGCAACAUGAGCACCACCACCAGCAGCAGCAGCAGCAGCUACAUGCCACAGCAGCUGACAACCAGCAAGCCAGUGAUUGUGGAAACGCCAGCAACACCGCAGCCGACAGCAACUGUUGCUGCUGCUGCAGAGCCAGCGCCCGAGGAUCAAAUACCGCGAAAUAUUGUCUUCAAUAAUGUGAGCGCGUUCAGUUCGCUCAAUCGACGCACUCAGGAGGAGGAAAUCCACCAGCAGCAGCAAUUCAAUGGUGGCUCGCGCUUGAAUCGUCUAAGCAAAUGUGAUUCCUGGCAUCAGAUAUGCCAGCAGCAACAGCAGCUGCAGCAGCUGCCGCCGCAACAGCAACAAUUGCCCACGUCGCCAGGCGAGCUGCGACGCACAAAGUCCGGCCAUUCGCUGUCCGUGCCGAAGCUCUACGAAGCGGGCAUUAACAAGGAGCAGUUGGGUGAAAAGCAGCGAACUGUCGCGGCUUAUUUCUCCGGCCAAAAGUCGCCGCAGCUGGAGGAGCUGCGCACCACAGCAGCGACAACAACCACCGUGCAGCGCAAGUCCGCCAUCAAUCGAACGAAAACAAGCGAAAAACUUUCAGCGGCACGCAAAUCGCUCAGCUCACUCAAUUCCAGCUCGAAUGGUAAUGUCUCCACAGCUGGCUUGGGUCUGUCUCUCAAUCUGAUGCGCGGUGGUGCAGCGGUUUCUGGUGGUGCUGGCGGUUCUAUUGGCCUAAGUCGUAGUGCCACAAUGCCGCAUAUAGCGCAUCUCAAUUUGCUGGAUGAAAGCAAUGUGGAGGAUGCGUUCGAGCAGCUAAUGCUGGGCGCUUAGUGCCUACAUGUACUCCAUGAUCGAUAAAUGUAUCGAUAAUUCGAUAACUUGUUUAAUUGACACACAUACAGAGACACAGACAGCAGCCAUUCCAGUUUGAGCCACCCAGCGAGACGCAACUGGACACAACAAACGACACACACACACAGACACACCCACACACACACACACUUACACACAGACAGAGUAAGUCGGACUGUUACUGUACUGAUUAACAUUUAUCGAUAACUGUUCAAUUUGAGCGUAGACUUAGGCUUUUUGUUUUUUUUUUAUGCAACGUACCAGUCCAUUUCUAGUCAUGUUUCAAUUCCAUUUCGUUUCCACAUUUGCGACGAGUCUGUUGAGUUAGCUGGAGGGACCACAUCAGGGGUUUUUCUUUUGCUUCUCAUCACACGCACACACACACACACACACAUAUCAACACCAACACACACCAACACGCACACACACACAUAGAGUCAAAGCCCUUAGCCUAGCUGCCCAACAACUGAAAAACAAAAUAUAUCGAUCAUUUAUCGAUAUCAAAUAUAUAUAUACGUGAAGCCGCUCUACUACGCCGAAGACAAAUUUCAAGCGUUA